AGUAAUGGAUUGAAUAGCAACAAGGCUAAGUACAACAAGUUAAUUGAAAAAGCCAAAGAACUAGGCAGGCAGGGACAGCUUGAGCAAGCACUUAGAUUAUUUGAAAAAGCUUACAGAAUACAUCAGAGUGAGAAGCUUGGAAGAAAAAUUGAAAAGCUCAAGGUAAUUAUUGUUUAGUGCCAUUGGUUGGCAGUGGUGUUUCUAGGGGGGGGGGGCUGCCACCUUAUUUUGAGUCCUGAAACUGAGGCCUGCAGGGCUGGGAAAAUUAUUUUCCAGAGGUGGACCCUCUCUUGUGUCUGAGUUUGUUUGAGGAAACUCCCUCCCAUUUUACCUGAAAGUUUGGAUCCACCACCCAGGAGCUUCUCUAUGGGUACCCACAGCUGUGGAUGUCCAUUUCUUUGCACAGAUACCAUCAAAUUGUCGGUUUUGUCAAGAAAAUUGUUGCAUAUCAAUAAUUGUUUUGCGUAGUAUGCUGUUAAUGAGCUUGAGCAGCCAUGAUGACAACAACGGAAAUGAGAAAAUGAUAAAGAGAAAAUAACAUCUUUGGUGUCAUCACAAGACUAAUGUUGUCAAACAUGAAUGAAGGGCAAUGCUAUCAUUGCCUUAAUCUCAUAGGUUGUCGUUUCAUCAGCAGAGAUUGUCGCAACUUUGAUUUUGUUGGAAAUACCCAUGUAGAAUCUCAAUCAAUACUAUCAUUAUCUUGUGAAGUACAACUGUUGGGAUGGGAUUUCUUGUCAUACUUGUACACUCAGAUGUCUAACAACAUUCACAAUCAUAAGUUUGAAUUUUCCUGCUGUCUUUAGAUUAAUGAAACAUGUAAUGUUGUCACAUUGUAUCUGAAUUUCAGGAAGCAAUCGAAAAGUACAAAGAAGUGGAAGAGGAGGAAGAUGAUGAAGAGGAAGAUGACAACGGCAUGCGUGAAGUUGGAGAUGGCUUCAAACUACCAACAGAAAUUCACCAGAAAUUAUACCCAUAUCAAUUACAGGGCAUACUGUGGUUCUGGCGCCUGCAUCAGCAAGGCAAGGGAGGGAUUCUUGGUGAUGACAUGGGGUAGGUGUCUACCUUCUCAAGCCUGAUAUUAAAGGCUGAUUUGUGUAUGUGCAUUAUAAUGAAUUUGAGUGGCCACCUUUGUGAAGUGGUCUGUUAAUCCAUCGCUGAUUGUCUGUUUAUUAAACACCAGGUAUGCUGGCUUACAAGCUCAAAAACCAUGUUAAAAUGACACAGUAAGAUCAAAGGGAUGAAAAACUUAAGAUCGGUACAAUUAAAGCAAUAAUAUUAUAGUAGAGAUCUUUUAAAACCACUCUAACACUAACUGGCUAUUGUAUAAGACACCUAGCCUCACUGAGAAAUCAACCAACAUUUCCCAACUCACCAAUGGUUUCCCUGCAAAAAUAACUCCUGGGGAAUGAGUGCAGAAAUUCCAUACUGUUGACUUGUCACUUUCCUUUCCUUCAAUUCUGCAGAUCUCAUGUGGGGAAACUGUUUGUGGAAUCACCUGUAGCCUGCAUGACCCAUGCAACGGCAUUUUCACAGACCAGUUUAUUUUUACUGGUAGAUCUAUUUUCCCACAAAUUUUGGACAUCAAAUAAGUCUUACAAAUCAGUCAUCAAAACCAGAGACUAGAAAACAGUUUUUCUGGUGUUUGAUAGCAUUUACUUCUCCUUUUUGUAUGUGUCGUACUAUUUUUUUUUUCAAAGUUAACAAACUUUAUUACAAAAGAAAAAACAGGCAACAUGCAUUAGAACAGUUCUUAUGUAAUUAAAAUAAAUAAAUAUACAACUAAACAAACAAACAAAAAACCGAGAAAAUGCAUGUAUGUGUACUGUAUGCUAUAAUUAUUAAUAAUGUUAAAACUAAGUUACCCGGUAUUGGUCUAAAAUUGUCACACUAUGGAUGUGCAAGCAUACAGAACAGUACUUCCAUUUUCACAGAAAAAGUGCUGAAAAAAUGAUGCAAAAAAUAACUUGAUCUGUGAAAACACUGUUGCAAAGCCUAAGUAUGCAAGGGAGUUGCACUCCCCUGGUUAUGGGCUCCUAGUAUCACAUCACAAAAUGUCAGCUGUUUUCUCAGACUACAAAACAUACUCUGACAGUACAUCUACCUAACAUUGUUUGCAGAUUAGGAAAGACUGUUCAGGUCAUAUCAUUCCUAGCAGGCAUGUUUGAUGCAGGAUUAAUCAAAUCAGCUCUGAUUGUGAUGCCAGUAUCACUAUUGUCAAAUUGGGAGAAAGAGUUUAAUAAAUGGUAAGACAUUCACUGAGCAAUGUAGACCUCCCCCACCCUCCCCUUGCUGCCCUUUCUUUGUCUUUCCCUCCUGUCAAUGACUGGGAAUACAUGUUUCCCCUGGUUAUACACUUGUAGGUAAUUAUUACUAAUAGAUACCGUAAAUCCUCUAUUAAACCCCCCAGGGGCCUAUUUAUUUCAAGCCCAGUUGAGGGGGGCUAGCCCGCGGGCACAGACGUAUUUCCAGUUAUUGCUUCUCUCUACGGGUGGAGAGAAGUGAGAACCGGAAAUACAUCUGUGUUGGCAGGCCAAGGUGGAGGGGAGGGGGGGGGGUUAAUAGACACAGGGGCCUUUUUGCUUUAGAAAAGAUGGUGGUAUCAGUUCUCCAUAAAGAACUAGAAUACACAGUGGAAAAGCUCAAGUACAAGAAGAUUGGAGGUCAUGCAGCCGAGGAUCAGAAUCAAAUCUGAACUUCCAGUUGGUAAAUAAAUCAUCCCGGAUUGGCCAAGUUCUUUUAUAUCUUUUAGAUUUAUUAUAGGACCAUUAAGAGAAAUUUUUCUCCCUGGACCAACGCGGGAAAUUCCAAGAGGCUUAUCUUAACUGCUCGCAUAUUCAGUCAUAUGCGCUCGUGAUAAGCCCUCCCUCACUCUGAUAUAAGCUCCCAAGAUAUAAGCCCACCAAAAAUCCUUUACAACAUUGCUUAAGCCCAGGGUUUAGAGCUGGGAUUUUAGGUAUGUGCACAGUGUACAGCAAUCCUUUCACUUAAUUUCAGGGCUCAAAAUUGCGACUCACUGGUCACCAGUGCCACUAAAAAUUGAGCACUUUCAACUGCUGUUUUAAGACCUGGUCACCAAUUGUUGAGUAACUUCAUGUUUCAAUGAGAUACCCCCUUGACCCUCAUCUCUAUGAAUUAUAAUACAUGUAGUGAUCAUGCACUUCCCAGCGUAAACCAAGGUACCGAGUGCUCUGUGUUCUCUUGCAACUCAAACACCGCACAAACGAAUAGGACUAACGAAUUACCGUUUCGUAAAAUGAAGCAAAGAUAAGGCAAGAUCAAAAACGUACGAAUCCAGACUACGAUUGUCACAUCAAUACGGAGAAAUCAAAGGAAGACUAUAAUGACGAACUGGUGUACUGACAAACGGAGCAACAACUAUAGCCUUACAAUGUAUGAAUUAAAUAAAAUAAUAACAUAAAGAUAAAUCAAGACUAACACCGUACGAACGAACAACGGAGAAAUGUAAGAAGACAAGACUAACAUCCUGCGAACAGACUGACGUACGGACAUACGGGGAAACUUAAAAAGAAGGAGGAACUGACCUAAAGAGAAACGUAAAAGGAACGUAAGAAGACAUACAAAACGAUUAAACAUUGUUGAAGGAGCAAACUGACAGACAGUGAAACGUGAGACAACAAGACUAACAUCACGCGAAAGACCUGACGUACAGUGUGUGAAGAAAUGGUCAGAAAAAGACAAGGAUAACGUACAAACGAACGUACAGGUCAAUAUAAUAAAAACUGAAAAGUAACAUCAUACGGAGGUAACUCGUAGAAGAAAUUGAUCGACACAUCGAAUAUCAUAGUUCACAAUAUGGCGAAGAUGUGAAACUUAUAAAUAAGCUUAAAUUGUAGGGACAAUGCACGGAGGUCUCUCCUUGGAGUACGAGGAUUUCUGAAUAAAAAAGUGGGAACUGUUUUAAAUCCUUUCUCGGAUUUUACAAGGUCUUCAGGAAACGAAUAAAUAUGGAGCUCCGUUGACCAGUGUACUAGUAUUUUCUUCCGAUAUAACUACCAUACUACUUUGAGGUCAAACUGGUACCUUACAGUUUUGAUUUGUCGACCAAAUAUUUUCCUGUUGUCGCCGGCUGACGCCCAAAUGAAUGAGGUCAAUUUUUAGCCCUGGACUUUUUUUCAAAAUGAUAAGUUGCAUGCAUGUAUCUUCACCACAAAUACAAUGCAUUCUUGACGACCUCAUACAAUCUCAUUAAGAAGAGAAACAAUUUUGCUUCCCUGUGACUGUAUUUUUGAUAUCUCAGGGCCCCUGGAAUUCGUGUUAAACUUUUCCAUGGAUCAAACAAGAAUGAGAGAGAAAGAAACCUUCAUAAAGUACAGCGAAGAACGGGUGUGUGCCUGACAACAUAUGGUAAGAUGAUCAAGUUUUUUUGUCUGUCCUCAUACAGAUAAUAUGUUUUCCCUUGAUAACACUUAAUGAGCUACAAGGUUAACUCUCUUUGUAUGUGUAUGAAUUUCUUAUUAUCAUCUGAAGGGCUUAUUCAAACUAGCUACGAGGCUCUAGCAAGAACAUCGUCUGGAAGCACGUUUACAUGGGUGAGUCAUAUCGACUACUGAAGUUUUCUUUCCUUUCUGUUUUAGGGAUAAAAGCAGCUAUUGCAUCAUCAUCAUCAUCAUCAUCGUCAUGGUCAUCGUCAUCAUCAUUAUCACAUAAUCAUUGUCAUAAUCAUCAUUAUCACAUUUUCAUCAUCAUCAUUAUCUUCAUCAUUAUUAUCACAUCAUCAUUGUCAUAUCAUUAUCAUCACGUUGCUCAUCAUCAUCACCAGUCUUCUUUGUUCUCGAACUAUCUGACUCAACUUUUAGUAGUGACUUUUGCCAACGUAAGGCCUCUCUCCGUAUUUUCUAACAUCCCUAUGCACCUAACAUUCCACUGUCCGAUCUUCACACACACACUUUUGGGGACAUCAAUAGUUAUUUCAUUAGCAGUUUGAGUAUAUUGGUUAUAUUUGUUCUUCAAAGCUAGAACUGUUGUUUGUUUGUUCUGUUAUUUUCAAGGACUAUAUCAUUUUGGACGAAGGCCAUAAGAUUAAAAAUCCAUCCAUGAAAACCAGCAAAAACGUCCGCGAAGUUCCUGCAAAGAAUCACUUUAUCUUAACAGGCACACCAGUGCAAAACAAUCUCAGGGUAAGUCCCUUGUGAGUGAUGAUGAGAUGAAGGGGUGGCGAGGGUAGGAAUAUGAGUAAAACGAUGUGUGGCUUUAUCCCAUAAUAAAUUUGCCAAGUGGGACAUAUCCACUUAAGCGUUAAGAAGUGUAAAGGAAGCGACCAUAACAGUGUCUGAUGUGUUUAAUCAUGUUUUUACGAAGAACAACCGAGACGAGAGGGAAUUUCCAUCGAAAUGACGUGGCAAUAUGGCAGGUUCCGCGGGUUACAAACUUGGGUGAAAACACUUUUACGUACGAGGCAUGUAAGACUCUGCAAUGACAGUGUGAACUGCUGUGGGCCAUUUUCUCAGUGAUGUCAUUUGACUACAAGUACCAGAAUUCAUUUUGGUUCUGCUUUUUAUAUUUCAUUUUGCGAUUGUCCAAUGAAAAUACUUCUAAAAACCGUAUGGCUGAUAAUUAGAACUGGUUAGGACCAGUAAUUUAAGAUUUGUUUGUUGCCUUCAUUGAACUUCUGAAGCACCGCAUUGUGACUCCGCAUGCGAGACAAGCGUGGUGUUUAGGGAGGGGUACUUUCCCUUCCCCCCUCCCCUUUCUUCCCUCUUCCUUCUGUCAGUCUCCUCGCACUUUUUUUGCUUCCUCUUCUUGCCCUCCUCUACUUAUUGCUAUUGUCAAUCUAAUUACAACGUCUUCUUCUUUAUCACCAGGAAAUGUGGGCGUUGUUUGACUUUGCGUGUGAAGGAAAAUUGCUUGGCUCUUCACGAACAUUCAAACAAGAAUAUGAAAACCCGAUUGUCAGGGUGAGA
Messenger RNA from Porites evermanni, 5921 nucleotides. The record is from the annotation of a GenBank genome assembly. NCBI's taxonomy places the organism in Eukaryota, Metazoa, Cnidaria, Anthozoa, Scleractinia, Poritidae.